Plasmodium inui San Antonio 1 is the source of this 3087-nucleotide messenger RNA. RefSeq lists its product as hypothetical. The coding region runs from base 1 to 3087 and encodes 1028 amino acids. Gene Ontology annotation, biological process: inositol phosphate biosynthetic process. Lineage: Eukaryota; Apicomplexa; Aconoidasida; Haemosporida; Plasmodiidae. The transcript has a single exon. The record is from RefSeq and is a predicted model, not a curated record. Gene Ontology annotation, molecular function: inositol tetrakisphosphate kinase activity; inositol-1,4,5-trisphosphate 3-kinase activity. Gene Ontology annotation, cellular component: cytoplasm; nucleus.
AUGGAAAUGGAAGGCCGGGAAAUGUCGCUGGACGGAGACUUCCAUUUGGGGUGCUCCUCCCAGAGGAGCUUCAAGGAAAAUAGCAGCUUCAACAUGGCAGAAGGAUGCUCUGUGAGGAAAGGGAUCAGUGCAACUUAUUUAGGUCAUCACGAGGAAAAAGAAAUUGCAGAGAAUUCCCCUCGUGAAGGGUUUCACAUACAGGGAGGUCCAUUCAGAAGGAAUGUUUCCAAUGAAGAGUAUAAUCAGAUGGAUGCAAAUAUGACUAAGCAUAGAAAUGAACAAAUGGUCCAUGCCAACUUGGAAGGGGGCAACUGCCCACGAUGUGUAAACCUCUACAGUGGAUCCGAACAAGGAGAGUUACUAAAGGGCUUUCAGAAGGAACUAGAUAGGGAGAAAAACAUCAGAAGGAGUAACCCAACAUGUGAACAAGCCCAAUGGAAUGGCACCAAUCCGAAGAGAGACACACAACGUAGUCGUAGCGGUCUACUUGCACAUGAGGAAAAUUGCCCCUAUUCUAAAACCUUGGAAAUUUUCCAUCACCUAGGGGAGGAGGGAGCUAACCAGGGAGAUGGUCACAGUAGUACCAGUUGGAAUGGCACGGAUUAUACCAACUUUGAGAACUCCGAUGCGGAGGUUGACAGCUGUGGGAAUGAUGAGGAGGACGCUUCCCAAGGGGUAAACUUCGGAACAACACUGGAAAACAUUUCGCCCAGCAACAAUCCAGCAGUUCAUACGGUGGACUCCAGUUUGGAACAUUAUGGAUGGAGAAAAGGAAAAAAAAAAAAAAAGCGUAGCUACCAAGAGGCUACUGACAGAGAGUCAGAUCAAGUCUUGUACAACAUGGCCAACCAGAAAUUGACUGGCACUUCCGUCAUGUUGACUGGGGAGAAGUCCAAAUACAUUUAUAAACUGGUUCCCUUUUUUAAAAACGGGGAGGCCAAAUUCUACAUGAAUGCCUUUGCGGCGUAUGAACAACUGCACGGGCAGUUCAGGAGGGCCCUCCGGGGGGUGAGCUAUGGUGACGAACGUAACCGGCCUGACCGCCUCGAGGAGCUACACACCAACAUGCAGAGCGCCAUGGCCUACUUCUACCUCAUGAACGAGAAGACCAUGAGUGCAACUCGGAAGAAGCCACCCCGAAGCAGCCCAUGCAAGGGAACCCUUGAAGGGGACCAAGGGGACGAUGUGAAAGAACAUCCUCCCAACUGGGCAGCGGGAAGCACAAGUAUCCCCACCGCAAGUAUCCCCAUCACAAGUGCAAAUACAGACGGGACUCAUUUUAAGAGAGAUUGCGUAGAAGACUGCCCCGAAGUGGAACGACCCCCCUGUGAUAAUCCCCAGCUGGAAAAAUCAAACUCAACGUUGAAGUCGCCACGUCUAGGGGUGGGCUUCACUCCAGAAGAGGAGGACAACACCAAUGGAGGAAUACGAAGUAGUAUCCACUAUGCUAUGCACACCCCGGAGGAAAAAAAGUUAGUGAAGCUUCUGGGUGAACAUACAUAUCCAGUAGAGGAGGGACAGAAACAAUUCCCCCCCAGUGCAGACUUGCCUGCAUGGGUAGGAAGCGAUAUCAUGUCUUGUCACCGCCUGCAAGGGAGAAGCGGCCAUUACAAGAGAAACAGGAACACGAGUGCACUGGGCCGACAUCGCGUCUUGGCCUUUUUGGUCAAACAGAAGCUCAUUCCAAAGUGUUACAACAUAGUACCUGUGUAUCCAUGCGAGGGGGAAGACGCGGCAUCGUAUUUGGCGGAGACCAACAAAAUGAGUGAUGAGAGCCAAAGUGCAGGCUCCACUGCGGAAAACGUACCUGAGGCAAGGAAAACCGAGCCGCAUGUAGAAGAGCCACUCCUUAAUGGUAGACGUCACGACGUAGCUGUGAGAAGUGAUAUGCCUGGUAAAGAAGCUGAGAAGUGGAGGGUCGGGAAGUUGAGCGACCUCGUGAAUCUGAACGACCUUGUGAAGGCAGCCGAAGGGAUUCGAAGGGAAAACCCCCCCGAACGCACAAUCCACUUAGCGCUGAAACUGAAAAAAAUGUGCCACACGAUAGAUCCCCGAAACCAGAACGUGCUUGACCUAAAGCUAGGUUACAACACAUUGAAGGAUAAUGACACACAGUUUAGUGAAAGACUGAAGGAAGAGAGCGACUCGAUCGAGUGGAGCGAAAAGGAAAAAUACGUGAAGAGGUGGUCGAGGAUGAAAAAAGACAUACGAAGUCGACACUUAAAUACAAGUGACGAACACAUCAUAGAUCUCUCUGCGAGGGACAUGAACCUACCCCCCGCAUUUUUCAACUACGACAAUCAUGAAAUUUAUUGCCUCUUAAAAUCGUGGAAGCAAGAAAUUACUGCACGCAUGACGACGCAGAGGAGGUUAGGAUUUCGUAUAUGCGCGCUGGUAUGCGGGGUGGAGCAGCAGGACGUGUUGACGGACGAAAGGGUGCGUGACUUCUACGCGGACUGUGUGGAGAAGUAUGGACCGGUGGUCGAUGGUUCCAGUUUCUCUGGAAACUGCGAAAACUGCGGCAGCCAGGAUUAUCAGCACAGCGGUCUCUGCCAUUCCCUGCAACAUACCCACCUCUCCCAGCACAACCAUCCGCAGCGCGACGGGGAUGCACCCCCCCCCAGCAUCAACCACUGCUACGACAGCGUUCACAAGAAGCUGCAAAUCAGCAGAGACGUCGGACUCCACCUAAGAGAAGAGCACGUUGUGUACGCCCUGACCUAUUUUUUCAAAAGCAUCGUUUCGAUUGUUCUCCCCAAAUUGAUCAGCUUGAAAGUCUGGCUGGAAGAGCAACAGGUUUAUUCCUUCUGCUCGACCUCGCUGUUAAUUAUAUAUGACCGAAGAAACCCGCAGACGUGUGAUAUCAAGUGGAUUGAUUUUACUUACUCCUUUGACAACACGGUGUCUCCAAGGAGAUAUGAACAGAUGAAACAUGAGAGGCACAACUUGGACAUCCUUUUUGGGCUAAAUAAUUUAAUUAAAUUGUGCAGAACGGUCUUUUCUGAUAGCGAAAUACCGCCAUCUCUUUCAUGUCCGUCGAGCAGUGAGAAGAAGCGAUCCCAUCCUGGGAUACACGACCAGUCGUGA